This is a messenger RNA of Mytilus trossulus (common blue mussel), 1468 nucleotides long. Its product is annotated as homeobox protein OTX1-like. The transcript is spliced from 3 exons. NCBI's taxonomy places the organism in Eukaryota, Metazoa, Mollusca, Bivalvia, Mytilida, Mytilidae. The record is from RefSeq and is a predicted model, not a curated record. Gene Ontology annotation, molecular function: RNA polymerase II transcription regulatory region sequence-specific DNA binding; DNA-binding transcription factor activity, RNA polymerase II-specific. The coding region runs from base 402 to 1205 and encodes 267 amino acids. Gene Ontology annotation, biological process: regulation of transcription by RNA polymerase II.
UAAAGCAAUAAAACUACCUAUUAAGGAUUUGUUUGGAUUAUUUUUGUGAAUUAUCGAUGAAUAUUCUAAAGUGUGAUUAACUGGAUACCUGCCGAUUAGCUAGACACGUCUUGGUUCUUAAAGUAACCUGAUCAUCCCAGUAUUCACCAUAAUCCGUAGAUCGUUCUUUGUAAGAUGAGCCGAAUUUAAAGGGAAAAUUUAAUUUUGUUACCUCAAUAUUAUAUAAAAUGCUGUAGCUGUCCUUGAAUCAGACAGAAGCUUAACCAUUUAAACGCAGGAGCAAGUAUUAGAAAGCUGCAAAGAGAACGCAAACUUACAAGUUUGACAAUUUAAGAAAAGCAUCGUGUUCAAAUCUAGUUUGUUACAUUUUUUAAUAUUUGAAAAAAAUCCUAACACUGAGAAUGCAGCAUUUUCCUUAUCAUUACCACAAUGAACAGUUGGCGUGUCUUAGGAAUUACCAGCUUGGAUUAUUAGCUGCUAACAGUCAGUCUAACUCUUCUUUGUUCACCAUAGAGAACAUUCUAUCUCCUAGACCUGUCCAGCAUCCACCUAGACCGACUCCAUUUCAACUACCAAGUAUGUCACAACUGCAGAGAGACUGCUUUGUACGGUAUCACUACCCUUUCCAUGGGUUUUUGAAUGCCCUCGACUUGGAGAAAAUGGGACAGAAACGUAAACGGAGACACAGAACAAUCUUCACAGAAGAACAACUUGAAGAACUUGAAGGAACAUUCAAUAAAACCCAUUACCCGGAUGUGAUGUUGAGGGAAGAACUGGCCAUGAAAGUAGAGUUGAAAGAGGAAAGAGUAGAGGUAUGGUUUAAAAACAGAAGAGCAAAGUGGCGAAAACAAAAGCGUGAGGAGGAAGCUGCAAAACAAAAGACAACCAAAACAGAGACAAAAACACAAAAAUGUGAAACCGUAGUUAAUGAUACAAACCCCUCAAAUGAGGAGAUGGGAGAGGAUAUGACAAUCUCCGUAGAUGACGAGGAAAGUAUUGUGUCAGACAGUCGGUUAUGUUCAAGUUCAGACGAGGAGUGUGGGGACAAUGCAGCCUCCAUUCCAGAUAAUGACGUCACAACAGGAAGUGAUUUAAAUCCACAUCAUGGCAAAUUUCCAUUAAAUUCAGUAUAUGAAAGGACAGAGAAUGGAAAUUUACCGGAUAAAACAGACAGUCAGGAUGUUAAAACAAUGUGUAAUUCAUGAUUUGGUUUUUUUUUCUGGACACAUUAUCUUGUAGUCAUCAUUUAAUAUCCUUGAACACUCUUUAACGGACAAUUUUCCGCUUGGCACUUCAAGAUAAAAUAUCUAGUCUUCGUAAAUUACAAACUAAUUUGCGAUACAGCUAAUAUGCAUAUAGACAUGACUAAAGUGAAUGUGGAAAUGUUUAUGUCGUGAAAGAGACCAAAACUUAAUGUGAAAACUUGUAUUAAAUCAUAUUCAAAUCUAUAAUAAAAAUCAAGAAAAUA